This is a messenger RNA of Rosa chinensis, 2727 nucleotides long. Its product is annotated as glutamate receptor 1.4. The transcript has 6 exons. Gene Ontology annotation, cellular component: plasma membrane. The coding region runs from base 1 to 2727 and encodes 908 amino acids. Gene Ontology annotation, molecular function: glutamate-gated receptor activity. Lineage: Eukaryota; Viridiplantae; Streptophyta; Magnoliopsida; Rosales; Rosaceae. The record is from RefSeq and is a predicted model, not a curated record.
AUGGAGUUCCCUUGGAAGAAGCAAACCAUCCUAUGCCUCACCUUCUUUUGCCUCCUGCUGGGUGAUUCCUAUGCUGCAACUGACGAGAAAGUGCAUCAUAAUACACCCAUUAUCACGGAAGAAGCAGUCCAUGUGGGCGCGAUUCUUGAUAUGAGAUCAAGAGAAGGAAGUAUUGUCCUCAGUUGCAUUUCGAUGGCCCUCUCUGAUUUCUACUAUCAGCAUAGUAACUACAGCACACGAGUCAUUCUACACAGCAGGGAUUCAAAUAAAGGAAACCCACUGCAUGCUGUUUGGGCUGCUCUUAAUCUAUUGGAUAAAAUCAAAGUAGAAGCUAUAAUUGGUGCACAAACAAGUAUGGAAGCAAGCCUUUUGGCAGAGCUGGGAGAAGCAACUAAGGUCCCUGUAAUGUCUCUUUCUCAACCUAGUCAUUCUCUUCCAUCUAACAAAUAUUCCUUCUUUGUUGAGAUCACACUGGAUGAAACUUCUGAAGUUAUGGGAAUCACUGCUCUUGUUGAAGCUCUCAAAUGCAGGGAUAUUGUUCUUCUAUACGAGAACACCAAAUAUGGGAGAGACAUGAUUCCAUCUUUGAUCAAUUCCUUCCAACAGAAAAAUAUCAAUAUUUCUUAUAGAAGUUUCAUUGCUCCCACCUCAACAAAUGAACAAAUCACUGAAGAGCUCCGAAAGCUAAAGGCAUUAAACAGUAAAACAAUUGUAUUGCAUGUGUCGCAUUUGAUCGUACCUCGUAUUUUUCUAAAUGCAAAGAAGUUAAGAAUGAUGAGUGAAGAUUAUGAUUGGAUUAUGACAUCAAUGAGCAUGAAUUUCUUACAUUCUAUCAACUUAUCUGUGACUGAGUUAAUGCAAGGAGUGGUGGGUUUGAGGUCUUAUGUUCCAGCAUCAACCACUCUCCACAAUCUUACUUCAAGAUUAAGGCCGAAAUUUUAUAAGGAAGAAGAGAAACCCCAUGUGGAAGUAAGGGAGUUAAAUGCAGAUGGAAUCCGGGCUUAUGAUGCAACUUGGGCUCUAGCAGAAGCAGUUGAGAGGUCAAGGAAAAAGUUCUCUACAACUAGGAAACAAAAUAUUCGACUUAACCCGAGGCAUUUGAUUGAGAGUAGGUCCUCCAAACAUGGUGUUGUGCUUCUUAGAGAGAUAUUGCAAAGUAGAUUAAAAGGUCUACGUGGUGAGAUUAAGUACAUAAAUGGAAGACUAUUUUCAGGUGCAUUCGAGAUAGUAAAUGUGAUAGGAGAAGGGGAGAUCAAAAGGGUUGGACUUUGGCCUUGCGAGAAAAGAAGCAUCGAAGAGUGGCACUUGUUCAAUAAUAGAAGAAGUUUACUUUCCACCCAUGAUCUUGAAACAAACAAAUUUUUUGAAGAAUCACCGAGCAUCAUGAAAGGUUCCAAGAAGCAAUUGAUGAGUAGUGAAAAAAAACUGAGAAUUGGGGUUCCAGUAAAAGUAGGGUUUAAGGAAUUUGUGCGUAUGGAACAUGAUAUUGAAACCAAUACAACUCAUAUCACUGGCUUCUCGAUAGACGUGUUCAAAGCAGCAAUCAGAGGUUUACCAUACAAAGUGCAUUAUGAGUUUAUUCCAUUUGAGGAUUCCCACGGAAAUAUGGCCGGGACUUAUAACGAUCUGGUCCAGCAAGUUUAUCUCAAGAAAUACGAUGCUGUUGUUGGAGAUACGACAAUCUCAGCGAACAGAUCUUUAUAUGUGGAUUUUACAAUACCGUAUACUGACUUGGGUGUGGGAGUGUUGGUAAGAAAAGAUGAGGAAAACAUGUGGGUUUUCUUGAAACCUCUUUCAGCAGAUCUUUGGAUAACAAGUGCUGCUUUCUUUAUCCUGACGGGAUUAGUUGUGUGGAUAAUUGAGCGCCCUAUUAACCAAGAAUUUCAAGGCUCUCUAUCGCAGCAAAUAGGAACGAUAUUCUGGUUCUCCUUCUCAACCCUUGUUUUUGCUCAUAGGGAGAAGUUGUUAAACAACUUGACAAAGUUUGUAGUGAUCAUAUGGGUGUUUGUAGUGCUUAUACUGAGCUCCAGUUACACUGCAAAUCUAGCUUCAAUGAUGACCAUGAAACAGAUACAAAUGAACUCAAAAGUGAACUAUAUAGUUUAUCAAAUCAGUUCAUUCACCAAACUAGGCUUCAUAGACUUUACUUGCAAAGGACUCAAGAAAUUUGAUCAGACAGAAGAAGCAUAUGUUGAUGCUUUAUCAAGAGGCAGUAAGCAUGGUGGUGUUUCUGCUAUCAUUGACGAGAUUCCUUACAUCAAGAUCUUCCUAGCAAAGUAUUCCUCCAAGUACUCCAUGAUUAAAACCAAGUCUACUACCAAUGGUUUUGGCUUUGUUUUCCCUAAAGGUUCCAAAUUGGUCCAUGAUAUUUCAAGGCAAAUUGAAAUUUUGAGAGAAGAAGGAAAGCUUGUACAGAUGGAAGAGGAUUGGUUUCAUAGUAUAAAAACUGAUCUCAUGUUUGAUGACACAACAAGUGAUCCCAAUCCACUCAAUCUCCACAGCUUCCGGGGUUUAUUCCUCGUCAGUGGCGUUUCCUCAGUUGUUGCACUUAUCUUGUUCACAAUUUUCUUGGUGAAAGAGAAAUGGCAUGUCGUGAAGACAUUCAAAGUUGGAUAUGUGAUCCGAGCACAACUGCAGCAUGAUGCUAAUGGCAACGAAAAGUUCUACUUAUUGUCAAUGCUUCCAAAUGGUAUUCAUCUCAUAUUCGUCAAUUCUCACAUUUACUGA